Messenger RNA from Benincasa hispida (wax gourd), 1473 nucleotides. Its product is annotated as ethylene-responsive transcription factor ERF021-like. The record is from RefSeq and is a predicted model, not a curated record. Gene Ontology annotation, biological process: regulation of DNA-templated transcription. Lineage: Eukaryota; Viridiplantae; Streptophyta; Magnoliopsida; Cucurbitales; Cucurbitaceae. Gene Ontology annotation, molecular function: DNA-binding transcription factor activity; DNA binding.
AAAAGCUUAGCUUUUGAAUGUGCUUAAGCAACUACUUGGAAGCUCACUCUUGCCAUGAGAAGUGUCCACGUUUCAAUUGAAACUCAUAAAUUCAUCAAUUUAUUUUCUCAUAUUUUUCUUCUCUAUAUAUACUCUUAACUCCCUCACUUACUUCCCCAAUAAUCAAAAUUACACAAAUAGAGAAUUACAAAGGAACAAAUUUGUUACUACAUACAUUCAUUACAUAUAUUGUUUUUUUCUUUUUUGUUGCAUGGGAGAGCCUAGUUCAAUGGGGAGCCAUGGCGCAGCAACAUCGAGCUACCGUGGUGUUCGAAAGAGGAAAUGGGGAAAAUGGGUAUCGGAGAUUCGAGAGCCAGGAAAGAAGACGAGAAUUUGGUUGGGGAGUUUCGAGACACCGGAGAUGGCGGCAACCGCCUACGACGUUGCUGCCUACCACUUCCGUGGUCGUGAUGCUCGUCUCAAUUUCCCGCAUCUUGCCAACUCUCUCCCUUUCCCUCUUAGCUCCACUCCUGAUGAUAUCCGUCUUGCUGCCCACGAGGCGGCGUUGCGGUUGCGAACAACGCCCGUUGUUGCGUCAGAGGGUGACGAAACUUUCGCCUCCCGUCUUGCGCCAGUCACUGUCCGAUUAUCGCCAAGCCAAAUUCAGGCGAUUAAUGAAUCGACGUUGGACUCUCCGAAGAUGUGGAUGCAAAUGUCGUCGGAGAGUUUGCUUAUGGAUGAGUUUUCAAAUGGUAGUGUGUUUGUUGAUGACAUGGACGAUGAGAUGUGGGAGAAUAUGCAUAAUGAUUCAUUGUGGGAUCCUUAGGAUGAUUGGGUAAUACUAUUUUUCUUUUUCUUUUUUAAUUAAAAAUAGAAAAAUGACACCAUUUUUAAAAUAAUAUGAAUUUGGGUUGUGUGUUUAAUUAACUAAGUAUACUUUGACCAUAAUUAAUUAAUUAGAUUAAGCAAGGUGAAUUUAUUAAAAGUAGGUAGUUUAGUUAAAAAAAUUAAUUAAUAGGAAAUAAUUGAUUUGGAGUCAAAUCAAGGAAAAGGGUUCUUUAUCUUUUUUUUUCCCGUUUCCUCUUUUUAUUGAAGAGAAAAUUUAAGGUCUCGUGAGUAAUUUUUUCAAAAAAAAUUAUAAUAUAAAUAUCAAUUUAAUUAUUAAAAAAUAUAUUUUUUAAUUUCUCUCACAUACAUUCAACGAUCUGAAAAGUGGUAGUGUUGCACUUGGAGAUAUGGAACAAUAAAAUGGAGAGAUUGAGUAUGUUUUUGGGUGAGAGCCAAUUUGUGUCAAUUCAUGGAAAAGGAAAAGGAAGGGUUUUGGUGAACCCAAAUUUGGAUCAUGGAAUUUGGGUCUUUUUCUAAUUUUCUUUAUGGAUUAUUGAGGUUGUGAUGAAGAUAUAUAACUUGAGACAUCAAUGGGGCCCAUAUGAAUCACACUUGUAGUUAGAAUAUUGGCUACCUAAUAGCUAUGUAUGUGUGAAAAAACAAAGU